Messenger RNA from Zea mays, 1521 nucleotides. RefSeq lists its product as uncharacterized. The record is from RefSeq and is a predicted model, not a curated record. The coding region runs from base 1 to 1242 and encodes 413 amino acids. Lineage: Eukaryota; Viridiplantae; Streptophyta; Magnoliopsida; Poales; Poaceae. The transcript has 4 exons.
AUGGCCAACCAUUACAGCCACUACCACCUCCCCCGCCCUGAGGAGAGCCUGGCGAGCCUAGGCAGCCUCAGCAGCAGGAAGGGGGGAGGGGUGGGGCUUUCCCACGCGUUGAUAGGGAGGUCAACGUCAUAUUUGAAGGCCAUGGAGCACAAGAAAGUAGAAGGCAACAAAAGCUUAAUGAUCGAUUCCAUCGCCUACCAUGAAAUAACCCGCCUCGCCUCGGCGUGCAACCGUCCCAUUGCAUUGCAAGGAAGGAACACCUGCUCUGCUCCGCUCUCGCCCCUCGCCUCUCCCUCCAAGCAACAACCCGCCGGCUGCCUGCCGUCGCCGCCGCGCCACCACAACACCAGUCCACCACCACGCGGCCGCGCGGCGGACGCCACGACGAUGGAGCUCUUCCCUCACGGGGGCUUCGUGCGGCUGCGGAGCCGAGCGCGGGACAAGUACAUCCACGCCGACGCGGACGCGAGCGGGGUCUCCCUGCGCCCGCUCGGCGCCGCACCCUCUGUGAACGCGGUGUGGAAACCGGAGCGUUGGCCCAGCGAAGGGGACUUCUUAAUCCUCCAGGGCGUCGCCUACGGCCGGUACCUCGCUGUCUCGGACAAGGACGCGCCGCCCGGCCACCGCGGCGUCCGCGCCGUCCAGCGCGACUACAACUCGCCGCACGCGGAGGCUCCCUUCUUGUGGACGGCCUUUAGGGUGGAUGCCGACCAGAACUACGUCCGCUUGCACAACCACCAGCGCUGGCUCCGCGCCAACGGCAGGCAUCGCUACUGGAACAACGUCGUCACCAUCGAUACCAGGAACGCCAGCCUGACCACGAUGAUGCAGUGGAGGGUCGAGGAAAUCCCAGUGAGCCCGGAGCCGCUACCCCUUCCGCCUCCACCUCAACAACCUACGAUUCAUGUAAGCCGUGGCCUAUUCAAGCGGCGGGCUAAGGUGCAUCCAUCGGGCCGGAUGAUCCAGCACGUGCGGAUGGACGAUGAUGGGUUUAUUCUUGACAACUGGCCUGAUUUCAACUUCGACGACUACUCCGUCUCCAACCUGAGGGCCGAGGUGGCGCUCCGUCAGGAUGACGAGAACAUCACGUUGUGCCUGCGGGCCGGCAAGCAUGCGCUCUUAAUCCCUCUUAUCACAGACCUGCCUCAUAACACAGAUCCCCUGGACAUCAUCGUGAUGCCCACCGGAUCACCAGGUUUAGAUGCGAUAGAGUACCCACAGUUUGAUGCGCCAGAACCGUAGAGGAGUACGGGAGUAGAGCUUCUAACAACUUUGGCACUUUGCAAUUCAUCUUUGGGAAGCAGAGAGCCUUUAAGCAUCGACGCCCCUAAUAAUCUGAUAUAUACAGUGACAUGAGAAUUGAUUGUUAUCUUUUGUUAAGAUAGUUUCAGCAAUUUUUUUUCUGUAAUGGUGGUUAGAUUUGAUGCGAUCCACUGACCGGAUGCGGUUUGAGAUGACAUUUCAGUUUCAGAAACUUAAAAAAAAAACUGAAAAUCUGAAACCAUUAUGUAGAAAUUAUGG